Molecule: messenger RNA, 945 nt
Organism: Salvia splendens (bonfire salvia)
Lineage: Eukaryota; Viridiplantae; Streptophyta; Magnoliopsida; Lamiales; Lamiaceae
Exons: 1
Coding region: 1-945 (314 amino acids)
Molecular function (GO): catalytic activity
Source: RefSeq, a predicted model, not a curated record
AUGGAGCCGCUCACAAUCCCAAAUCCGGAGAGAUUCUCGAGAGCUUUGGGGCUGUCCUUCAAGGCCUCGAACUCCAAUGGAAAGAUUUGGGUGUUUGUUGAAGAAGGGGCUGACUUUGAGGUGGAGGAUGAUUCGGAUCAGGUGUUGCAUGGCAGGUUCACUAGCCCCCGGCUUCGUUGUCCUACUAUGAUAUCGGUCGUGUAUGCAAAGUGCACGAGGGGGGAGCGGAGUAUACUGUGGGAUAAAAUGAGAGAAAUACCAUUGGCCACCGAUAGCCUACCAUGGAUUAUUGGAGGGGAUUUCAAUACAAUCCUCACUACACGAGAUAGGGUGGGUAGUGAAACUAAUCGGCAUGCCGAGAUGAUUGAUUUUGCUGAAGCCAUUGAGGAUUGUAGAUUAAUAGACCCAGGAUUUGAUGGCUCGGAUUACACUUGGGCUAAGAAUGGCCUUUUGGAAAGGCUUGACAGGGUGCUGGUUAACGAGCCGUGGACGCGGCUCUUUGAGGCAAUUAGGGUAACUAAACUUCCCAGGUUUGCCUCGGACCAUGGGCCGGUGCUUGUUAGAUGCAAAAUGAAGACCACCCCCGAGGGGGGAAAAGCUUUCCGCUUCCAAAACAUUUGGACACGACACGAGGAGUUUCGCAAUCUUGUGCAUGAGGAUUGGGAGGCACCUACGGAGGCUGAAGGACUAAUCAACCUCCAGAUCAAACUUUCAAGAAUCAAGAAAACGCUCAAGCGUUGGAAUAAGGAGAUAUUCGGGAACAUCCACGCCAACCUCCGUGCGAGUGAAGAGAGUAUUGCUACGGCCCAGGCGGACUUUGAAGCGAAUCCCUCACCCCGGAGCAGAACCGAUUUCAAUAGAGAAGUAGUACAGUAUAUUCUCCUGCUCAAAAUGGAAGAAGACUUUUGGAAACAGAAGGCAUCUCUCAAGUGGCUUGAGGAAUGA